Nelumbo nucifera (sacred lotus) is the source of this 1774-nucleotide messenger RNA. RefSeq names its product STOREKEEPER protein-like. Gene Ontology annotation, cellular component: nucleus. Gene Ontology annotation, biological process: regulation of DNA-templated transcription. NCBI's taxonomy places the organism in Eukaryota, Viridiplantae, Streptophyta, Magnoliopsida, Proteales, Nelumbonaceae. The record is from RefSeq and is a predicted model, not a curated record.
GUGACUCACCCUACUCUAAAAACCCUUGCUUCAGUUCAAAAACCCUACUUUAAAAACCUGCUCUUUCCUUAUUCUUCGUUUCGGACAUCAAACCCUUAAUUUUCUCCCAUAGAGAAGAUGCCUCCGAAACGCCGGUCACUCAUCGAUAACCCACCUGAUGCUUCUUCCUCGUCCGAUGAAGAAGAAGAUGUAGAAUCAGAAGAAGUUGAGGAAGACGAGGAAGAAGAUGGAGAAGAGAACGACGAAGAAGAAGAUGAACACGAGAAAGCUUCUGCCAAGAGAUCCUCUGCGAAGAACCCGGUUUUUAAGUCCGUGCCAACUCAAAAUACUGUGUCAGGUCGUCAAGCCCAUCACUCCACGGACGAUGAAGAAGAUGAUGCCGAAGAGUCCGAUUCGGAUGAAGAGUCCGGCUCUGAUUCCGAACCAUCACCCGAAAAACCCCACCCACGUUCUCGAGGUGUUGAUCCAAACAUCAAACCAAUCACCUCCAAGCCUAUGGACGACACACCCAAACCGAAGAAACCUCCGGCGUUGGCCAGCCCCACAAAAGCUACCACCACAGCAAAACGUCCCUUGGAGGCUGAUAAGGAAGGGAACAGGGACCUAAAAGGCAAAAGGAAGAAGGUUUCAGAUGCAGACGAGAACGGAUCGCUCCAAGCAGAAGAUACUGAGAAGAAGUCUGGGGACGAUGCCAAGAAACAAUUGUUUCAGAGGUUGUGGAGCGAGGACGAUGAACUCAUGAUCUUGAGGGGUAUGGUGGACUAUCACUCGAAGAAAGGUGCCGAUCCAUGGACUGACAUGGUUGGGUUUCAUGAGUUCAUCAAGAAAGCACUCCAUGUUGAUGUCAAUAAGAACCAAUUAGCUGAUAAAAUCCGUCGAUUGAAGAAGAAGUACAAGACCAAUGUGGGCAGAAGGAAAGGGGGUAAGGACCCUCUUUUUUCUAAGUCACAUGAAUCCAAGGCAUUCGAAUUAUCCAAAAAGAUAUGGGGUUCCGAAGAUAAUUCCGGUGGCAAUAAUCAAGCUACUGAUGAUGGGAAAACGGGUAAGAAACAGAAAGCUGGCAAUGCUGUAAAAGUUCCUUCUUCGGGAGAGGCCUCAAAUGCGGCAGUGAAGGCCGAUGAAGAGCUAAAUUGGUCUAUGUACCCAUCUGUAAUGGAAUCUUUCCGACUUGGGGAAAUCGCGGAAUUGCCAAGGCCUGAUUUUGGGGAGGGUAUUGUGAAAGAAGGUUUGGGUUUGAUGGGGAACUCGAAGGUGAAGGAAUUGGAGGAGAGGUGGAGGAAGUUGCAUAUGUCAGAAAUUGAAAUGUACCUGAAGCGAGUUGAUUUAUUCAGGGACCAGUUGAAGAUGCUGUAUGAUGCACUUGGAUCCAAAAUGUCAGGUAAUCAGUAGUUGCUGCUUGCUUUGGCCAAUGCUGAAAGGAACACUAUUACUUCUUUUUUUUCCUUUUCUUUCUUUUUCCUUCUUUCUCACCUGUUGACGGAUUGGCCUUUAUCGGAGUUUUGCUAAAUUUUGGCCUUAACUGGAUUUCAUCGUCUAUCAGAUCAUGCAUUUAUUACAUCUGGGAGAUCAUCUACAUGCCUGACCUUCUAUUUUGGUUAUUGAUCAUUUGAUCUCAUAUUAAUUAUUCAGGAGAAGGCGCUUAUUUUUAUAUCAAAAUUGUGGUUGGUGACUUGGUAUUACAUAUUGUUUAUCACGUAUGUUCUUUUGUUGUUUCAAAGGCGUUUAUCCAAAAUUGUUUAUCAUACAGGUGUAAUAAGAUGUGUGAUUCUAAUUA